Molecule: messenger RNA, 1698 nt
Organism: Elephantulus edwardii (Cape elephant shrew)
Lineage: Eukaryota; Metazoa; Chordata; Mammalia; Macroscelidea; Macroscelididae
Gene: CES1
Product: carboxylesterase 1
Exons: 14
Coding region: 1-1698 (565 amino acids)
Biological process (GO): lipid catabolic process
Cellular component (GO): lipid droplet; endoplasmic reticulum
Molecular function (GO): carboxylic ester hydrolase activity
Source: RefSeq, a predicted model, not a curated record
AUGAGGUACAUUGCUCUGGUCCUGACCUCCCUGGUAGCUGCUGCAGUUUCUGGGCAUCCAUCCUCGCCACCCAUCGUGGAUACUGUGAAUGGCAAAGUCCUUGGGAAAUAUGUCAGCCUAGACGGAUUUGCACAGCCCAUGGCCGUCUUCCUGGGAAUCCCUUUUGCCAAGCCCCCUCUCGGAUCCCUGAGGUUCUCUCCACCGCAGCCUGCGGAGCCCUGGAACUUCGUGAAGAACACCACUUCCUACCCUCCCAUGUGCUCUCAAGAUGCAGUGGGUGGACAGGUGCUCUCAGAACUCUUUACUAACAGAAAGGAGAGUAUUCCCCUCAAGUUUUCCGAAGAUUGUCUUUACCUAAACAUUUACACUCCUGCCGACUUGACGAAGAGAAACAGGCUGCCGGUGAUGGUGUGGAUCCAUGGAGGUGGUCUGGUGGUGGGUGGAGCCUCGACUUAUGAUGGACUGGCCCUGUCUGCCCAUGAGGACGUAGUGGUGGUGGCCAUUCAGUAUCGCCUGGGCAUCUGGGGAUUCUUCAGCACUGGGGAUGAGCACAGCCCAGGGAACUGGGGUCACCUGGACCAGGUGGCUGCGCUGCACUGGGUCCAGAAAAACAUCGCCAAUUUUGGAGGGAACCCCGGCUCAGUUACCAUCUUUGGAGAGUCUGCAGGAGGUAUAAGCGUCUCUGCUCUGGUUUUAUCUCCUCUGGCCAAGAACCUCUUCCACCGGGCUAUUUCUGAAAGUGGUGUUGCCUUUGCUUCUGUUCUGUUCAAGAAUGAAAGCAGGUCUGCCGCUGAACAAAUUGCCAUCUUUGCUGGGUGUAAAACCACCACCUCAGCUGUCAUGGUCCACUGCCUGCGCCAGAAAACAGAGGAUGAACUCUUGGAGGUAACGCUGAAGAUGAAAUUCUUCAGUAUUGAUUUACUUGGAGAUCCCAGAGAAAGCUACCCUUUCUUGCCCAUGGUGGUCGAUGGAGUGUUCUUACCAAAGUCACUCGAAGAGAUUGUGGCCAAAAAACAAUUCAACACUGUCCCCUACAUCAUCGGAAUGAACAAACAAGAGUUUGGCUGGAUUAUUCCAACACUGAUGGGCUACCCACUCUCUGAAGGUAAACUGGAUCAGAAGACAGCUGCAUCACUGUUGUGGAAGUCUUACCCUCUUGUUGCUGUCCCUGAGGAACUGAUUCCUGUGGUCACUGAAGAGUACUUAGGUAGGACCGACGACCUUGCCAAAAAGAAAGACCUGUUCCUGGACUUGCUCGGAGAUGCAAUGUUUGUCGUCCCGUCUGUGACUGCAGCACGCCAUCAUAGGGAUGCCGGAGCCCCUACCUACGUGUAUGAAUUUCAGCAUCGCCCAAGCUUCUCAUCAGAGAUGAAACCCAAGACGGUGAUAGCAGACCACGGAGAUGAGCUCUUCUCGGUCUUCGGGGCCCCAUUUUUAAAAGAGGGAGGCACAGAAGAAGAGGUCAAACUUAGCAAGAUGGUGAUGAAAUUGUGGGCCAACUUUGCUCGGACUGGGAAUCCCAAUGGAGAGGGCCUGCCUCAUUGGCCAGCCUACGACCAGAAGGAGGGAUACUUACAAAUCGAUGUCACAGCUAAGGCGGCCCAGAAGCUGAAAGACAAGGAAGUGGCUUUCUGGACGGAGGUCCUGCCCAAGAAGGCAGCAGAGCAGUCCUCACAGACAAAGCAUGUGGAGCUGUGA